UUAAAAGAGACAAUAACGUUUUUAAGUACAAUUGCAUAUGUUAUUUGUUUAUUAUUGUUAAUACUGUUCUGUUUGUUUAAUUUUAUAUAAUAACGAUGGAUAAGGACACAAUUGAUGCAGCCAAAUCAAUUCCGACAUUUUACGCUGGACAAAGUAUAUUUUUGACAGGCGCGACAGGAUUUCUGGGUAAAGUACUCAUCGAAAAGAUACUGAGAUGUUGCCCGAAUAUUGGAGAAAUAUUUAUAUUAAUGCGCCCAAAAAAAGGACAGAGUCUUAAUGAAAGAGUCGAAAAAAUGUUAAACUUACCGUUAUAUGACAAAUUACGAGAGGAGCAACCUUCAAACAUUAGGAAAUUAAUUGCGAUUUCUGGCGAUAUCAGUCAAGAAAAUUUAGGCUUGUCGGCUGUCGAUAGACAAAUACUGAUUGAAAGAGUGACUAUAAUAAUUCAUAACGCUGCAAACGUGAAAUUUAACGACAGCUUAAAGUACGCCAUUCUUACUAAUAUCAGAUCAACAAGAGAUAUAUGUAUCUUGGCUGAAAAUGUGAAGAAUCUAAAAGCCCUAGUAUAUGUUAGCACUGCAUUUGCACAUUUGGAAAAUCCAUUUAUAAAAGAAAAGGUGUAUCCGCCUGUAACCGAUUGGCGAAAAUUCAUCAAAGUGGCCGAGUCAUUGGAUGAGCAUACCUUGAAUGUUUUUGCACAUAAAUGCUUGGAUAACAGUCCCAAUACAUAUAUAUUUUCGAAAAAGUUAGCGGAGAAUAUAAUACAGGAAUACUCCGCAGCCUUGCCUUGUGCAAUUGUGAGACCAUCUAUGGUGGUAGGGUCGCUGAAGGAUCCAAUUCCAGGAUGGAUAGACAAUUUUAAUGGUCCAAUAGGACUAUUAUGUUUUGGUAGCACAGGAUUAUUACGAUUAGUGUAUGGUAAUAACCAUAUACCACAAAAUAACGUACCAGUAGAUACUGUCAUCAAUACUAUAAUUCUCGUAAUUUGGAAGCUUGGAUUGACAACUUUAACACCAGAGUCCACAUGUUUUGUCGUGAAUUGUACUUUUCCUGAUGAAAACAAUAUAUCAUUACAAGAAUUGAUCACCAGAGGAAGUAAAAUCUUACGUGAGAUACCCUUCGAAAAAUGUUUCUGGACGUUUCAUCCUUUUAUUAUCGAAAGUGUAAUAAUGCAUUAUAUAUUGACAAUAUUGUUUCAUAUCAUACCAGCUAUAAUAUUAGAUUCAGUUUUAAAACUUUCAGGACGUCAACCCAUGAUACUGAAACUACAGAGAAAAGCAUAUGUAGUCAACCGUGUUUUGGGACAUUUUGCGUGUAACAAAUGGAAGUUUGAUGAUACAAAUAGUAAAUAUUUAAUGUCACUAAUACCACCUGAUAAUCGAGAAAUGUUCUCGAUCGAUCUGUCUGAUGUGGAUAUGACAAAGUAUAUGAGGAUUGGAACAAUAGGUGGGAAAAAAUAUCUUUUGCACGAAGACAUGAAUCGAUUGGAUGCAGCUAAAGCACGUCAAAAAAGAGUAUAUUUAUUCGUUACAACAUUUAAAACCAUCAUUGCUAUUGCUAUGCUUUGGAUGAUAUAUAAAUGGAUGCUUUUAGAAUAAAAAUACAAAAUAAAUAUAAAUAUAAAUUUUACAAUUUAUUAAACAUUGUAAAAAGAAAAAAAUUACUAAUUUAUAAAAAUAUAUAGUUAUAGAAUAUAAUUACAAUAUAAGUAUAAAUUAUACAAUUUUUUAGCACUUUAAAGAAAGAGAGAGAGAGAGAGAGAGAGAGAGAGACAGACAGACAGACAGACAGAGAGAGAGAUUGAUUUACAAAAAUUAGGCAAUUUUUGUAACUCAGUCUCUCUCUCUUUGUCUGUCUGUCUGUCUGUCUCUCUCUCUCUCUCUCUCUUCUUA
Messenger RNA from Cataglyphis hispanica, 1892 nucleotides. Its product is annotated as fatty acyl-CoA reductase 1-like. Gene Ontology annotation, biological process: long-chain fatty-acyl-CoA metabolic process. The record is from RefSeq and is a predicted model, not a curated record. The coding region runs from base 96 to 1598 and encodes 500 amino acids. Lineage: Eukaryota; Metazoa; Arthropoda; Insecta; Hymenoptera; Formicidae. Gene Ontology annotation, molecular function: alcohol-forming very long-chain fatty acyl-CoA reductase (NADP+) activity. The transcript has 9 exons. Gene Ontology annotation, cellular component: peroxisome.